AUAAUCUUUUCAGCCUGAGGACUCGAGCAUUAUGACAAUAUUAUUGAGCAACAAUAACAUAACAAAUGGAGACCACUGCUACAUCAUGUAACCCAGUACCGAGUAAACUACCACAUCUCCUGCACUCCUCUGUGUUUGCUGGUCUGCCCCGGUAGUGCAGUGUUUCUGACAUGCUUUAACAAAGUGUGUAAAAACAGACUGUUUGUGUUCACUUCGCUUCCUGAUGUGAUAGGGCAGGUUGCUAAUCCCUGCGUGUAGAGGUUAUGGAGCAGAGCAGCACAGGGAGACGGUUAAAGCGCUCAGGUGGAGGUGCUUGUUUUCUUUUCUGAAACAGGUGGAAACAGUUGGCCACCGCUCACCCCGCAGUAUGUGUUUCUUCGGUGUCGUCUCGGAAAAGUCACGAACAGAACUAGACACGAGUUCCACCUUAACGAACAACAACGAAAGAAGCUUUCAGCCUCCUGGCGAAUCUAACAAACGGCUCCAGCAUCGUCCUGGUGCCACAGCCGGUCCCGAAGGCUCGCGCCUGAGCGUUAACGCGCGCGAGCGACCGCGCAUGCGCGCCCUGAACGCCGCUCUGGACGAUCUGCGGGCCGCGAUACAGUACAGAGGAAAUCACAGCAAGAAACUGUCAAAGAUCGCCACACUGCUGCUGGCCAAGAACUACAUCCUCAUGCAGGCUCACGCCUUGGAGCAGAUGAGCAAGACUGUCGAGCAACGAAACCUGGAACAAAAUGUCCUGUCCGCUGGGUUUCUCCCGCAAGAUCAGUCUGCAGGCUAUGUGGAGGAUAGCAUGCUCAUUUUAUUAUGUGAUUUUAUUUAAUAUGUAACACCUUUACAUUUGUGACACUUUUAAUCUGUGACACUACCCUUAGCUAUAUGUUUAACUCGUGAUGCCUGAAACAAACCAUGAAUAAAAACAUUCACCUGAAAAGUCA
This is a messenger RNA of Pangasianodon hypophthalmus (striped catfish), 938 nucleotides long. Its product is annotated as class E basic helix-loop-helix protein 22. The transcript has a single exon. The record is from RefSeq and is a predicted model, not a curated record. The coding region runs from base 368 to 823 and encodes 151 amino acids. Lineage: Eukaryota; Metazoa; Chordata; Actinopteri; Siluriformes; Pangasiidae. Gene Ontology annotation, molecular function: protein dimerization activity.